Messenger RNA from Cuscuta europaea, 3264 nucleotides. The record is from the annotation of a GenBank genome assembly. Lineage: Eukaryota; Viridiplantae; Streptophyta; Magnoliopsida; Solanales; Convolvulaceae.
UAUCUGCACACCGUCCAAUGCCGCCUGAGAGUGUAGGCCCCACCCACCUCUUGCAUCACCGUUCGUGACUAUGGAUGAGCUCGCCUAGCCGGACUAUCGGAGUGUGAUUUGAGAGAGACGACAAUAAAUCUGACUUCUUCUUCUUUUGUUUCGCAUUGAUGCAAGGGUUUCUAGUUUCUUUGAUACAUCGGAAAGAAAGGAUUUCUAGUUUCUAGCUUCUGUUAUAAUUGUGGGUUUAGUUAUUCUCUUUGCCAAUCAUAUCGAAACCGAAUCCGGCACUGGAUUCUUCAUGGCCUUCUGAAACCUGGUUGCUUUCACUUCGUUGAGUCAACACAUCGAGCUCCUUGAGGUCGUCUUUCGAUCUAUGUGAUGGACUGUGCUGCUAUUCGGUCAACGCUUCCCCUGUUCUCUCGCCGUCCGAGGAAAUCCGCUUGUUCAGUUGCUUCAGGUGUUUCUUUGGUCCUGUUUCCGGGGGUUCUGAAUGAGGAUAUCAGGAGGCUGUCUCUCGCCCAUGGCUACAGUAGGCAUCAAAUAGAGAGCACCUUGAGGGUAAGGGCGGCCCAGAAAAACUACGGAGAGGAUGCUGACAGUGAAGAACCAGAGGAUGCUUUGGAGAGUGCUGUUGAAAAAAGCAAGAAGGUUUUAAACUUGCAAAAAGACCUACUUCAACAGAUUGCCAAAAGAAAGAAAUUGGUAUCUUCAAUAAAAAGUAGCUUGCUUGACCCAGAAAAUAGGGUAGAAGAUUGGGAGGGCAGUUCUGUAAAUGCAGAUAUUGCUGCAGACACAGACGAAGACUAUAGUGGAGUAUUAUCUACAUUGAAUGCUAAAUCAGCUCUUGACUUGGAAGAAUAUCCACAAUCACCUGUAAGCAAACAUUCUUUUGGAAAUGCUCAAGCUGGUAAAAAGGACCCACUUCUUAAAACGGCUACCAUAAACAAAGACUCAGAUAAAACAAAAAAAGGGGGAAAUCCGAAGAACGUCAAACCUACUGAAAAGCCAGCUUCAGUACCAAAAUUGUCUUCGGGUCCGAGCCAACUGACUGCACUUGAUUUGGAUUCACAAAACAGUUUAAAAUCCUUUUCUGGACAGGGAACUUUGUCUGAUGUUCCAUCAUCCUCAAAGUCCUCUGCAUCUUCUAUUGAGAAUGAGAAAAGAGAGCAUAGUGCUUCUAGUUCAAAGGAUGAUGAAACUGGAGAUCCUAUAAGUGUGGACUUCAAGCCACCCCCACUGGCAGGGGCCAAUGUGAUGAAUGUGAUAUUAGUUUCCGCAGAGUGUGCUCCCUGGUCUAAAACAGGCGGGCUUGGAGAUGUUGCUGGAGCAUUGCCCAAGGCUUUGGCUCGGCGUGGACACAGAGUCAUGGUUGUGGUACCUUUAUAUGGAAACUAUGCCGAACCUCAACAUGCAGGAGUUCGAAAAGUGUACAAGGUUGAUGGCCAGGAUAUGGAAGUGAAUUAUUUUCAUGCAUACAUUGAUGGCGUGGAUUUUGUGUUCAUAGAUAGUCCAGUAUUAAGGCAUGUGGAAAACAACAUAUAUGGAGGAAAACGUGAGGACAUUCUAAAGCGCAUGGUCUUAUUUUGCAAAGCAGCUGUUGAGGUUCCGUGGCAUGUUCCUUGUGGUGGUGUUUGCUACGGAGAUGGAAACUUAGUGUUUAUUGCAAAUGACUGGCAUACUGCAUUACUGCCAGUGUACCUGAAGGCAUAUUACCGCGACAACGGACUAAUGACAUUCACUCGGUCUGUUCUUGUAAUUCAUAACAUAGCUCACCAGGGUCGUGGGCCUAUGACUGAUUUUUCGUAUGUGGGCUUACCAAAUGGGUACACAGAACUUUUCCGGCUCUAUGAUCCCAUGGGAGGUGAACAUUUCAACAUAUUUGCGGCAGGUCUGAAGACAGCUGACCGGGUGGUGACAGUGAGCCAUGGAUAUGCCUGGGAGCUCAAAACUUCAGAAGGUGGAUGGGGUUUGAAUGGGUUAAUAAGUGAAAAUGAUUGGAAACUGCAAGGGAUAGUCAAUGGCAUAGAUACUAAAGAGUGGAAUCCCCAAUUGGAUGCCCACUUGAAAUCAGAUGGCUAUGUCAACUACUCCAUAAACACACUACAGAUUGGCAAAGCCCAAUGCAAGGCCGCAUUGCAGAAGGAACUAAAUUUGCCCAUAAGAAACGAUGUUCCCUUGAUAGGUUUUGUCGGGAGGCUUGACCACCAAAAAGGAGUCGAUCUGAUAGCUGAGGCGAUCCCUUGGAUGAUGGGCCAAGAUGUGCAGUUGGUCAUGCUGGGAACAGGCAGGCCCGACCUAGAAGAUAUGCUCAGGCAGUUUGAGGGUCAAUACGGCGGAGACAAGGUCAGAGGUUGGGUCGGUUUCUCAGUCAAGACUGCACACCGGAUAACUGCUGGUGCUGACAUUCUGUUGAUGCCAUCAAGGUUCGAGCCGUGUGGACUUAACCAGCUCUAUGCAAUGAGCUAUGGGACGAUCCCCGUAGUCCAUGCCGUGGGUGGACUUAGAGACACAGUGCAGCCUUUUGAUCCAUUCAAUGAUUCAGGGUAUGGAUGGACAUUCCAAAGGGCCGAAGCUAGUCAGCUGAUUGAUGCUCUUGGGAACUGCUUGUUGACAUACCGUCAGUAUAAGCAGAGCUGGGAGGGGCUGCAGAAGCGUGGUAUGAUGCAAGACUUGAGCUGGGAUCGUGCUGCUGUUAAGUACGAGGAAGUUCUUGUUGCUGCCAAAUAUCACUGGUGAUAUAAGAUUUGCUAUCGCUGUCCAGUUUUAUUCGUUGAUGAAAUAAGAGUAUUCGUGCAAUUGUGCUGGUGCGUGGCACGGCUUUGCUCUCCGUUGUCAUUUUUCGAUUUCCAAAAUCCGAAAUCACGCAUUCCAGGAGCACUUCCAUUGUGUAUCUUGCAGUGAAACCAGCCCAUCUCUAGCCUUUUACUGCUUUGUAUUUUUCCCCGAGAUCUCACCAAGAAACCCUGCAACAUGUUUUGUUUACAUAGGCUUCUUUAGAUGUCUGAACCCAUCUCUGUUGUAGUAUAUAUAUUUAAUAAUGCAGUCCAAACCCGAAGUACGGAAGUAGGUUUUUAUCCUUACCGGAAUCAUUUUUUGUAUUCUGUCUCCAUAUUUACAGCUUCCAAUAAUUCUGAUAGCUGUUUUGCCGGCAAUUGUGUUUUUCUUCGAAUUCUUCUGCCGGAAUCUAGAAAUAGGCUCAAAUAGCAUGAUUAUAUAUAUCAAUUUUGGAAUUGACAAUUAGCUCAGUUUAAGAAUAUCUGAAAUAUGUCUUGC